This is a messenger RNA of Bombus impatiens (common eastern bumble bee), 3308 nucleotides long. RefSeq names its product inner nuclear membrane protein Man1 (gene MAN1). Gene Ontology annotation, molecular function: chromatin DNA binding. The transcript is spliced from 11 exons. Lineage: Eukaryota; Metazoa; Arthropoda; Insecta; Hymenoptera; Apidae. Gene Ontology annotation, biological process: negative regulation of BMP signaling pathway; nuclear envelope organization. Gene Ontology annotation, cellular component: nuclear inner membrane. The record is from RefSeq and is a predicted model, not a curated record. The coding region runs from base 375 to 2855 and encodes 826 amino acids.
UACCAAACCGUGAGUUUCGAGUAAGGUUAUCUUGAUAAAUUUUAUUCUAUGACUAUGGAUGACAGGGUUGAGUAGCGUGAAAUGGUGUUGAACGAGUAUGCGCGUGAUCACGACCGUUAGAAAAUUGCGCCAUUUUUUAGUUGUAACUAAGAUCAUUUUCUAACAUUUUUUGGUAUCAUGGUGAAAUAUUCAUGAUAUCCUGAGAAGUGGGACACGUGUGGUUUAGUGAUAGUGUGAAUUUUCCAAUUGCACGACUGCCCUUGGACAAAACUCGUCACUACGCUUCAUAGAAGUAGCUAGCAAAAGCUUCGCGCACGAGGCAACAUUUUCUACCGGGUUCAUUUGAGAAAAGCCGCUUUUUGACUGUAAACAAAAUGUCGGUGGAUGCCCUGAGCGAUGCGGAAUUGCGUAGCAAACUGAUGGAGUACGGGUAUCCAGUGGGCCCGGUAACACAAACCACUAGAAAGAUUCUCUUAAAGAAGCUAAAAAAUCUCAUGGAAACUCGAGGCGGCACAGGGUCACGACAUUCAUUGGCUGCCAGGUACAGCAGUGAGGAUACAGAUGAUGACACAAGUACAACGACUAGCAAAAAGAAGAAGACUACAGUGAGUAGUAGAAGGCAAACUUUAGCAAAUCCUAUGCCACCACCAGCAGUAGCAGCAUCCUCAGGUGUAAACAUAUCAAAAAAUCCAGUUAAAGAUAAGAUAACACAUCCUGAAUUUAAGGAUCCUACAGUGCCAGAUUAUGAUAGUUCUUCGCAAUUCACAACUCGUACGAUAACAAAAACUACAAAAAAAUAUAUGAAAACUAGUAAGACAUCAAGUAUAACAGAUGGUUUGGAGACUGGUUCAGAUUCAGAUGUUGUUGAAGAAGUAAUUAAACCAUAUUCCCCAUUAAUUAAGUCAUACUCCCCACCUAAAUCAUAUUCUCCACCUAAAUAUUUGUCAAGUAGUGGAAAAUUUAAUGAGCCUAGAACAUAUGAACAUAAUGUUUCUGAUCAAGAUCAAGGUUUAAAACCUUAUGAUUCAAAAUCGAGAUCUAUUCAUACGAUAAAAGAUAAUAAGUAUAGUGAACCACUCUUUGAUUCUAAUAUUUCUCCAAUACACUCGAUCAAUGAAGAUGUGUGUACGAAAUCAGACACAAAUCAAAGAGAUAUUUUGGCAAAUUAUGAAACACCAUUCCUAUCAGAAUUUACGAGGAGACUUAGUUCAAGGUCUACUAAUUUACCAUCUUCUUCUUUAUCUAGCUUAAAAAGUCCAUCAUCGCGUUUUACAUCAAAUUUACCAGAUCUAAAAGAAAAAGAUUCAAAUGGUCAUUUUUCUUCCCUAAGAUCGUUAUAUCCAACAUCCAGUUCAAGUUCCAGGCAUACAACAUCAUUCGCCGACAGAUCUCGAGAUACAGUGAAUAGAAUGUUUAAACCAUCAUCUACAAAUAGGGAAGAUAUACGAAAUAACCACAAUAUGGUGUCUGUAAUUUUGGUAGUGGUACUUGCUUUAUUUUUCGGGAUUCUUGCUGUUAUAUACAUGGGACUUGGUGGAAAAGCAGAGACCUUUCCAUCACUUUCAACGGAUAGCAACAUACCAUUAUGUUUUGUUGGAGAUGACCGUGAAGCGCCUGGAGCUAGCUGUGUAAUGAAAGAAAAUGUAGAUUCUGUAUUACAAUUGUUGAAGCGACUUCAACCGAUUUUAACGAAAAAGGCUGUGUCCAUGAUAUGCGACAAUUCCAGUGAAACUCCUUAUUUGACCGAUUCAGAGAUCAUGCAAAUGUUUACAAAUAAUAAAGUGAGGAGUUUAGAGGUAAAAGAAGAUUUGCAAAACGCACAAUUACUCGUCAUAAAGAAUCCUAAAUGGGGCAUUUCUCUCAUAGAUAUAAGUGACGAUAGUGGAAACUCUGGUGAUAUUUUGGAUUCUUUGGAUAAAUUAUUUUCUACUCGUCUAAGUGGGAAAGUCGGAAUGGUGAUUAUGAAUCCUGAGUUGCCGAUGCAAUGUCUUAUCAAGAAUAAGCUUUUCACCAUAUUCUCCUCCCUUCUAAUUGUGUCACUUGGCGUCCUAGCAGCUAUAGGGAUGCAGAAAUUAUUCGUUUGGUAUAUAAGGUAUAAGAAAAGUACCGAGAGAGAAGUGUUUAAACUUGUUAGUGACAUUAUUAACAUGGUCGAGAUGCACCAUCAAAAUGCGGCAGUUGCAUCAUCUGGCGGCACUACGCAAGAAAGUUUUCUUGCCAUAAAUCAUGUACGUGAUAAUCUUAUACCCCCAAAAGAUCGAAAAAAGAUGGCUGGACUUUGGGAAAAAGCAGUUAAAUUUUUGGACGAAAAUGAAUCCAGAAUUCGAAGAGAAGUACAACAGGUUUCGGGGGAAGAAUUUCAUGUGUGGCGUUGGUUACCUAACAACAGUCUUAACAAAUCAAAUAGCCAGAAUUUUGUUCUAAAUAAAAAGUCUAAAGUAUGGCAAGGUCAAGCAUUUGAAACAAUGGAAGGUUCUGUCAAUAGUUUGACUUGUUCGCCGACACCUUGCUUGAAGAUAAGGCAUAUGUUUGAUGCUGAUGUAGAGUUUGAAGAUGAUUGGGAAACAAAGGUACAAGAUGCUAUUUUAGAGAAAUGCGGAGAGGGCGUGAAAAUUCUUCAUAUCCGUAUAGAUCGUGGUAGUCGAGAAGGUUGUGUAUACAUGAAAUGUAUGUCACAAGAAGAUGCAGGGAAAGCUUAUAGGGCUUUACAUGGAUGUUGGUUUGAUGGUCAUUUAGUAACUGUGAAGUACCUGAGAUUGGAGAGAUAUUACGAAAGAUUUCCAGACGCACGUCGUUGUACAACGCCGUUGAAGCCAAGUAAUAAUCAACGAUUAUCUAUGCAAGCUGAUUACUAGUAGAAAUGCCAUGUGGAUGUAAAAUGACAAAAUACCUCUUUGCUUGUAUACAUAUGAAUAACAAGCAGAAUUUGAAUUUUCGCCGCUGAAAUGAUUGUUUGCGGACCAGAAUUCGUGAGACUUCUAUUUUUUGCUCUAUAAGAGUAUAGAACUUCAUACUAUCGCGCAGAAAUAUAGAGUCUGUGAAGAACUCGCAAUUGUGUGAUAGAAUUCUAAGAAUCGAAUAAGCAAAGACUUUUUUAUAAGCAUUUUCAUUUUGAUUUUGUAACGUGUAUAUUAUUAUGUUCUAUCACCUUUUUUAAGGUAAGAAAGUCGAAAAAGAAUACGAGACUCAACGAUUAUACUAUUUAUAAUACUGCUGUAAAGUAAGUGUGGAGACGUAAUUUUCAGCGCUGCAUUUUGUAAAAGUUUUUCAAGUAGCAAUAUACAAUGUUGAUAAUAUGUAUAUCUAAA